Messenger RNA from Lycium barbarum (goji berry), 1589 nucleotides. Its product is annotated as xanthotoxin 5-hydroxylase CYP82C4-like. Lineage: Eukaryota; Viridiplantae; Streptophyta; Magnoliopsida; Solanales; Solanaceae. The record is from RefSeq and is a predicted model, not a curated record. Gene Ontology annotation, biological process: defense response to other organism. Gene Ontology annotation, molecular function: monooxygenase activity; heme binding; oxidoreductase activity, acting on paired donors, with incorporation or reduction of molecular oxygen.
AUGGACAUCUCUUCCUACUUACCACUCAUUGGAGUACUAUGCAUUUUCUUAUAUUUUUUUCUUUUCAAAAAUAAAAAAAAAUCUUCUAAACAAGCUCCUGAACCAGCCGGUGCAUGGCCCAUUAUCGGCCAUCUCCACUUACUAGGCGGCACCAAGCAGCUUCUGUAUAGAACGGUCGGCGCCAUGGCUGAUAAUUAUGGGCCAGCAUUUAACCUAAGGCUCGGCACUCGCCGAGCCUUUGUGGUUAGCAGUUGGGAAAUGGCAAAAGAAUGUUUUACUUUGAAUGACAAAGCAUUAGCCAGCCGGCCCACAACUGUGGCUGCAAAGCAUAUGGGCUAUGGUUAUGCGGUUUUCGGGUUUGCACCAUAUAGCCUUUUUUGGCGUGAAAUGAGAAAAAUUGUUAUGUUUGAACUUUUAUCGAAUCGUAGACUUGAUACUCUCAAACAUGUUCAAGUGUCUGAAGUGGGUAUUGGAUUCAAGCUGUACAAAUUGUGGGUCGAUAACAAUACUGGCAGACCGAUGCUUAUCGAGCUGAAAAGGUGGUUCGAGGAUUUGACACUAAACGUAAUCGUCAGAAUGGUCGCUGGGAAACGUUAUUUUGGUGCUGGUGCAACUUGUGAUGAUGAUGAAGCUAGGAGAUGCCAAAAGGCAAUAAAUCAAUUUUUCCUCUUGAUUGGAAUUUUUGCACCAUCGGAUGCAUUUCCAAUUUUGGGUUGGUUUGAUAUAAAUGGGCAUGAAAAGGCCAUGAAGAAAACAGCUAAAGAGCUUGAUUUUAUACUUGAAGGAUGGCUAAAAGAGCAUCGUGAGAAAAGAAGAUGUACAAGUACUGAGGCUAAGAAAACUACUGAUGGUGCGGCACAGGAUUUUAUUGAUGUCAUGUUAUCACUUCAAGAAGAAGGGCGACUCUCUAAUUUUCAGUAUGAUGCUGAUACAAGUAUCAAGUCCACUUGCCUGGCACUUAUUCUUGGAGGCAGUGACACAACAGCAGGGACACUAACAUGGGCCAUUUCCUUACUCCUAAACAAUCCUAAAAUAUUAACAAAAGCACAAGAAGAAAUUGAUCUUCAUGUUGGCAAAAACAGACAAGUUAAUGAAUCAGACAUUCCAAAUUUAGUCUAUAUUCAAGCCAUUAUUAAAGAAACAUUACGUUUAUACCCUGCUGGUCCACUAUUAGGACCUAGAGAAGCAAUGAAUAAUUGUGAAGUUGGUGGCUACAAAAUUACCCCUGGCACUCGAUUAAUAGUAAAUGUGUGGAAAAUACAAAGGGAUCCAAGAGUUUGGGAAGAUCCUGAUUCUUUUAAACCUGAUAGAUUCUUGAUGAGUAGUCAUUCAAAUGUUGAUGUAAAAGGUCAAGAUUUCGAGCUCAUUCCGUUUGGUUCUGGUAGACGUUCUUGUCCUGGCGCGUCUCUGGCGCUACAAGUUCUUCAUCUGACGUUGGCGCGUCUUCUCCAAGCUUUUGAGUUUUCUAAGCCUUUGGAUGAUCAACCAAUUGACUUGACGGAGAGCCCUGGUUUAACUAUACCUAAAGCGACACCAUUGGAUGUUCUCAUCACUCCACGCCUUACUGCCAACCUUUACAGUUGUUGAUG